AUCUCUCUGCAAAUUUCAAUUUUACUAGUUUCAUAAAUAUAAUGAUUAAUGAGAAGGAAAAUUGAAGUGAAAACAGUGAAUCUGAGUAAAAAAAUGUAUAGAAUAUAGAGAAUCAAGAAAAGGGUAUUCAUUUUCUUGAGAAAUCAGUAUCAGAAAUGGAAAAGAUUGAGACUUUAGCAGUCAAAAAGCUAAUUCUAAGCUAUCUUUGUUAAAAUUGCAAGUUGGGUUUUCAAGAAAAGGACAAUUUUAUUGAAAAAUUGAGUAGUUGUAACAUAGAGGCUGAAAAAUGAAGUAGAGAACAGAGAUAAGAUGAUAAAAAUUGAAACUUGACUUUCUUUAGCAAUGCCUGAUGUUUCCCUCUCCUUAGCUGGUUUGAAUCGGGUCCGAGUUGGUGACCUAAUAGGAGCAUACAGUUACUAGUUCCAAUGCUUUUGUUGAGAAGGAAGUAAUCGAUCCGUUUAUAGCUGGUUUAGUCCAAUUGGUGAUGGUGGUGUUGCAUUGUCGUAACCAUCUUCGUGGAACUUUUAGGCUUGGCAUUCGAGUGGUUAAUAUGUAGGGGUUGUAUUCAAAGGUGAAGAGGCUCGGGAUAUUUGGAAUGUUUGGAGAAUAGGGAUGGAGGAAGAGUACAUGAGCUUUCUAGGCAAUGGAAAAUGGCUCAGAUUGUGUAACAGCAUGCUGAUGAAACAGUUGAAUCAACAAAAAGAAUACUUGAUGAACCUAAUUACAAUCCCGGAAAGGAAAUAUGAGUUCGUUAGCCUUCAGAAAAAUGUCGAAUCUUGUUUCCUAUUAAGGGAUUUGUGUAAUACUCCCUCCGGCUGAAAUUAUCUAUCUUGUUUCUCCUUUACAUGCCCCUUAAGUAAACAUUAAUUAAGAAUUUUUAUUUUACUACUUUACCCUCAUUUAUGUCUUAUGAUAUGAUCUCUCGUCAUUAAAUAUUUAUUCGGGUGUUCAUAAUCUUCAAGAAACCAAUAGUUCAUGGUGUUUGUACUUGGCAGAAUGAUUUAAUAUCCUAGUUGCACUUUGCAUAUAUGUUCUAUUUUCCUGCUUAUAAGCCUGUUGAACUUUUUCAUUCUCAAGAGGUGCUUGUUUCAUUGACACAAGCAUACUGAUUCUCUUACAAAUUUUUAUUUUCUGUAAUUAACACGCAGCAAUGGCUUGUCGGACUUUCCCCCUUUUAACUUUCCUGCAACAGACUUCAAUAAUCUUGCUCGUAGUCUUCGGAAACAUGCAGUUACUGAUUUUCCUGCUUCUCCCUCCUUUAUUCCCAAAUUUUCCUUCUAUGAUGUGAGCUCUUGAAGCGGACGAAAAGAUAUGAGGCCUGCCGAUCAUUGUCCACAUAAUGUUAAUUCUUCUUUCACCGACCAAAAUGAUUGAAGAUGAAUGGUCCGUGAAACCAUUGAAGAAAAGAUGAUGUAGAUAUCUUGGAAAGUAUUGUACAGAUCAAAGAAGCCGAGGCACAAAUGAUUCAGAGUCUUGCAAAUGAUGCACUAGGAGAUGUAGGGAGUUUGAGGCGUCUGACUAGGCCGAAGAGCGAGAUACUGGAGGAAGAGUAUUCCGAAUGACCCUCCAAACUGUGCUUGCUGGAAACUGAGAAAAGGGGUUGAAAAAAGUUGGAAGAGCUCAAGACUUUGGAGAAUUUACAUUGCGAUUACAACAAGAUGAAAAUGCAAUUGCAUAUGGAAAUUUCAGGCUUGUUAAGCAGAAAGGAAGCAGCCAAACAGCCAUUGAGAAGAUUCAGAGGCAAAUUUCUGAAGUUCUUCCUUCCAAUCUGUCAGUUUUUAAUCUCUCUGCAUAUAAUGGUUAGUGGUCAGUCAGAUGCUUUGAGGGGAAGAGGUUCGGGAUAUUUGAAACGUUAUGGAGGAAAUGCACAUAAGCUUACUAGGCAAGCGAAUUGCGGAAAAGGAACUAUUAAAUCAGUUCAUAGCAGUUUUAGGCCAAUUGGUGACGGUGGUGUUGCGUUGUCAAACCAUGUUGGUGGGACAUGGUUUGACAGUCGAGUGGUCAAUAAGGAAACAUGUAGUGAUCUUAUUCAUAGGAGUACAAGCUCGGAUAACAAUUUAAUUUUCCUAUCCGAUUUGUCUGCAAGACCUAGAGUUGUUGACAGUCAGUCAAGGGAUUCGAGGAAAAGAGGCUCGGGAUAUUUGAAACGUUUGGAGAAAAGGAAUGGAGGAAGAGCGUAUGAGCUCUCUAGGCAACAGACAAUACUUAGAAGAAUAGUGUCAGAGCCUAUUCCUCUUAUGGCUCAGAUUGUGCAACAGCUUGAUGACGAAACAGUUGAAUCAACAAAAGAAUACUUGAGGAAUCUAAUAACAAUGCCGGAAAGGAUAUAUGAGUUCGUGAGCCUUCAAAACAGACUUGAUGAGAGAUCUGAUCUUACCAAUCAGACUCUCUUGAACUGCCAUAAGAUCCAACUAGAAUUUUUGGUUUCUAUAAGAACAGGUCUUGGAAGCUUCUUAUCGGGAAACACCCGCCUUCUAACAUCAGAAUUGGUUGAAAUUUUCUUACUUGAAAGGUGUCAAAACAUUAAUUGCAGGAGGAUUUUGCCUAUUGAGGAUCGCGGUUGCAAGAUUUGUUCAAUGAAGAAGGGAUUCUGCAGCGAAUGCAUGUGUUUUGUGUGUCUGAAAUUCGACUGUACCAAUAAUACUUGCAGUUGGGUAGAGUGUGAUGCAUGCUUGCAUUGGUGUCAUGCUGUUUGUGGCAUUCGUCAAAAGCCAGGUCCAAUUCUCAAAGGACCCUCCGGGACAACCGAGAUGCAAUUUUACUGUCUUGGAUGUGGUCAUGCCUCGGAAAUGUUUGGCUUCAUUAAGGGCGUGUUCAUGUCUUGUGCGAAUGAAUGGAGCGAGGACACCCUGAUGAAAGAGCUUGAUUACGUUCAGAAAAUCUUCCAAGGGAGUGAAGAUUUUAAAGGCAAGGAGUUAUAUGUUAAGGCAGAUGUCUUACAUACAAAGCUAGUUACAAAGAUGAUUUCCCCUUCAGACGCCUGCAAGUUUAUUUUUCAGUUUUUCAGCGCUAUCAAAACGAUUGAAGAUGAAUGGCCAGUGAAACGAUAGAAAAAAGAUGAGGUCGAUAGCUUGGGAAGCAUUGUACGCAUCAAAGAAGCAGAGGGACAAAUGUUACAGAGUCGUGCAGCUGAUGCACGAGGAGAGGCGGUGACUUUAAGGCAGUUGGCUCGGCUGGAGGGUACGAAACUGAACGAAGCAUAUCAUGAAAGCCUCUCCAAAUUGUGCUUGCAAGAACGGAGGAAAGGAGGAGGAAAAAAUUGGAAGAUCUUAAGACGUCGGAGAAUGCUCAUUCCGAUUAUUGUGAGAUGAAGAUGAGAUUUGAUACAGAGGUUGCAGGCUUAUUAAACAAAAUGGAAGCCACCAAAAAACAAUUGGUAUAAGCAUAAUCUCUUCCUUGGCAGUUUCUCCAGUAAUUGUGACAGUUACUUGGUUUCCUUGUUGCAAGUUUUUUAAUAGUAAAUGGUUGGUGAACUAUUAGAAGUCUUUGGAAUACCUUUAAGUUCAUUUGUUUUUUCCAUAAAAAACUUAACUUUAUACAAUACAAUGUUUGGUUUAGUUUUCUUUUCUGCAUAAAUACCUGUAUAAGGUAUGCUGGAAUCUAUAUAUUAUUUUACGUGGGAUAGUGUAUUGAAUAAAAAGGUGCCCUUACUACUUA
This is a messenger RNA of Solanum pennellii, 3657 nucleotides long. RefSeq names its product protein OBERON 3-like. The record is from RefSeq and is a predicted model, not a curated record. The coding region runs from base 1659 to 3050 and encodes 463 amino acids. Lineage: Eukaryota; Viridiplantae; Streptophyta; Magnoliopsida; Solanales; Solanaceae. The transcript has 3 exons. Gene Ontology annotation, cellular component: nucleus.